AUGGCUACCGAAUUGACUGUCCAGUCCGAACGCGCCUACCAGAAGCAGCCACAUAUCUUCCUCAACCAGAAGCAAAAGGCGGCGAAGAGCAAGAAGUCAGGAAGUGGUCGAAGAUGGUACAAGGACGUCGGUCUGGGCUUCAGAACACCUAAGACUGCCAUCUCAGGCAGCUACAUCGACAAGAAAUGCCCAUUCACUGGCAUGAUCUCAAUCCGCGGUCGCAUCCUCACCGGCACCGUCAUCUCCACAAAGAUGCACCGUACCCUCAUCAUCCGAAGAGAAUACCUCCACUUCGUUCCCAAAUACUCCCGAUAUGAGAAGAGACACACCAACCUGGCGGCCCAUGUGUCACCAGCUUUCCGUGUUGAGGAAGGCGACACAGUCACCGUUGGCCAGUGCCGACCCCUCAGCAAGACUGUCCGCUUCAAUGUCCUCCGCGUGCUUCCCCGUACUGGCAAGGCUGUCAAGGCGUUCACGAAAUUCUAG
Molecule: messenger RNA, 486 nt
Organism: Cyphellophora attinorum
Lineage: Eukaryota; Fungi; Ascomycota; Eurotiomycetes; Chaetothyriales; Cyphellophoraceae
Product: 40S ribosomal protein S11
Exons: 3
Coding region: 1-486 (161 amino acids)
Biological process (GO): translation
Cellular component (GO): cytosolic small ribosomal subunit; ribosome
Molecular function (GO): structural constituent of ribosome
Source: RefSeq, a predicted model, not a curated record